This is a messenger RNA of Penicilliopsis zonata CBS 506.65, 261 nucleotides long. RefSeq lists its product as hypothetical. Bases 1 to 261 code for a protein of 86 amino acids. The record is from RefSeq and is a predicted model, not a curated record. NCBI's taxonomy places the organism in Eukaryota, Fungi, Ascomycota, Eurotiomycetes, Eurotiales, Aspergillaceae. The transcript has 2 exons.
AUGAAGACCUCUCUCCUGGCUAUUGUCGCCGCCUUGGCUAUGGGUGUCCUUGCUGCCCCCCUUGGGAUGGAGAUUCCUGCGAGGCGCAAUGAUGCCUCUGCCGCUGUGGAUGAAAAAAAUGACGUUCAGGAUUGGCUGAAGCGCGGCGUUGACGUUGAUGAAAAGAAUGACGUUCAGGAUUGGCUGAAGCGCGGCGUUGACGUUGAUGAAAAAAAUGACGUUCAGGAUUGGCUGAAGCGCAACUUUAAGAAAGCUGAAUGA